CCGAAUAAUCGAUUUGAUCUGCGAUCAACACUCCUCCCUGGCAUGCGCACUUCCUCAAUUUUACAACAGCAAUAUGGUACCUCCAAUUGUAGUGUCGCCUGUCACAAGACGGCAAGGUGGUCAUUCUUGCUCAUUGGCAUGUUCUAUGGAAAACAGAGAUAUGACUAUCUGAAGCCAAGAGCUGAGGAAGAGAGGCGUGUUGAGGAAGCAGAGAAGAAGAUACGAGAGGAACAGGAAAGAAUAGCCAAAGCACUUGCGGAAGCCUCUGAAGACACCAUCCUGAAAUGAACUUAUGGAUCUACUCUGUCAUGUUAGAAGAAGAAUAAAUGAAUGAUAAACAUAAUUAAUUGAAUGUAUUACAGAAUUCUUCUCUGGUAUAUCUGUUUAGAUAGUAAUGUGCUUAGUUAUUAGUAUAAUACUAACAACGUCCAGUACUCUCAAAACACAUCCAAAAUGUGUUUUGACAUCCAAAUUCAACCAGAUGUCGAACUUCUUUUACCCAGAUGUUUCACAAAUUCUCUGUGAAAUAUUUUGAAUAAUUUUAAUCUCAAAUCGGAGUACAUUUGUCUAUACCCUUGUGUAUUCUACUGUCUAAAUGGAGAGGAAUAAAUAGUAAAGCUAACUGUCUGGUUCCCAGGUGUAUACUGUAUGUCUGGGACUGUUGCCCUGCCCUUCAAUGAUAGGACAAAGGACUAGGUUGUAAUCCAGGCCCAGUUUAGCAUAAAUCCCAGGAUUCAGGUCAUAGGCCAAUCUAAGAAAGUGCUGAGUCAACACUACUGCCACACACUCUUCUGCCUAGGUUCAACCAUGGAGAUAGAUUGAGGACUAGUGCCGAAAUGCAGACGCCUUUUGGGACAGAUAAAUUAUGCGAUGUAUAAGUGUAUGGGUUUAACACAGAAUAGUCAUCUACCUGGCCAAUUUGUGAUUACUUUCAUGAAUAUUUGACAUGCACAUACUUUUUUUAUAAUCUGAAAGCAUUUUGUUGUAACUUGUUCUUGCAUUUCUAUCUGUAUGCUGCUGGGCCAGGGGUAACUUAGAUACUUUGACCCAACCUCUGGCCAUAUGCAUACAAACAAUAGGAUAUUUUACAAAUUAGGUUUCCUGUUAUACAAAACUGACAAGAUACCAUUAGACAAAAUGCAUCCUUUAAAAAUUAAUUUGCUUUAUUUUGGUAAUUGUAGAUAGCACAUACAGAGCUUCAGAAUUCUGGUCAUAUUUACAUGCAAAUAUUUGUAACAGCAAAUUGGGUAAUAAAAUGUUAGUUGCAAUUUUUAAUGGUAUGAUAUUGGAAAGAUUAAGCAAAAAUAAUUGCUGCUUCUAAUAAAUGGGUACUUGAUAUUUAGUUUAAUGUCAACAGAGCAUAACAGUAAUGUUGCACUGACGUUCAUAGAGGAAAUCUAUGUAUUACCUCUUAAUCAUCUGAAAAAAUAUACUAUAAUUUAAAUAUAUUUACAGCAGGAGACUAUUUACAAGUGAUUACAUCUAUCAAAGCAUAGAUACCCCAUAGAAAGUGAGGCUGCUAUAAGAACAUGAUUAUUCUUUGUUCAUAACGAGUACUAGGAGAUUCUAUGGAUCCACUGAGUCGGCUCUUAUCAGAAUCAAGGCCACUGGCUUCAAUAACUAUACCGAGGGAUGGGACUUUGACCAUUAUCCUCAGUGGACCAUUUGGAAAUCCAUCCAUAUUGUUAUAUUGAUCAUACACACACAUAAUUUGAGACAUAUUGUAUCUUGUUUUUACCUUAAGUAUGUCUCAUUCAAAUAUUCUAAAAUAAACAGUGAACAAUUA
Messenger RNA from Salmo salar (Atlantic salmon), 1786 nucleotides. The record is from RefSeq and is a predicted model, not a curated record. NCBI's taxonomy places the organism in Eukaryota, Metazoa, Chordata, Actinopteri, Salmoniformes, Salmonidae.